Gossypium raimondii (Peruvian cotton) is the source of this 891-nucleotide messenger RNA. RefSeq names its product RING-H2 finger protein ATL78-like. Gene Ontology annotation, biological process: protein ubiquitination. The record is from RefSeq and is a predicted model, not a curated record. Gene Ontology annotation, molecular function: transferase activity. NCBI's taxonomy places the organism in Eukaryota, Viridiplantae, Streptophyta, Magnoliopsida, Malvales, Malvaceae. Bases 41 to 688 code for a protein of 215 amino acids. The transcript has a single exon.
UGCUCUUCCAACCAUAUUUUAUUCCAAACUCUCCAAAACAAUGCAUUCAAUUUCAACUUCUUCUACUUCAUCUCAACCCUUGCAAGGUUUUCUUGGAAACUUUCAUUCCAGAAAAUUACUGUUAAAUUACACACAAUCAAACCAAUCAUCAGCUCCUCCUCCUUACACUCAAAAUUCCAGUUUUGAUCAAAAUGUUUUGAUGGUACUUUCAGUCAUCCUUCUUGGGUUCAUUUUUUCAUUGGGGCUAAACUUAAUAAUCAGAUGUGUGCUAAGGUGCUCAAACGGGGCGGAUUCGGAGUCCAUUGACAACUCUUCUACUGCAAUAGUCAAUAUCGGAAUCGAGACAAAGGCACUCAAGACUUUCCCUGUGGUGAAUUACUCGGCGGAGAUGAAUCUGCCAGGGCUGGACUCCGAAUGUCUGAUAUGCCUGUCGGAGUAUACGGCUGGCGAGCGCCUGCGGUUUCUACCGAAAUGCAACCAUGGAUUUCAUGUUCGUUGUAUUGAUAAAUGGCUUAAAUCACACACAUCAUGCCCCAAAUGCAGGCAUUGUUUGCUUGAAACAUGCCAAAAAAUCAUGGGGUGUAAUCAGAGUAGCUCAUUAGAAUCAUGCGUUCCUGCACAGGACUGCGUUGUGAAUAUUCAACCACUAGAACCUGAAGGUGUGGUGCGUGAUAUUAGGGGGGGUUAGCUGAUAUGAUUCUUUGUCUUUUGCCCAUUAGCUGGAAACUGGAAAUCCCUCUGCCACUCCAUCUGAAGGCGUUAUAUUCCAUGAGCGAAGCUCAACAUUGGAAUCAAGUCUUACUUUGCAAUUAUUAGUUCAAUCGAGCCAAUUCAAUGUGGGUUUAUUCAAUUUUUAAAUGCAAUGAAAGGAUUUACCUCAUUUUCCCUUCA